Molecule: messenger RNA, 3027 nt
Organism: Opisthorchis viverrini
Lineage: Eukaryota; Metazoa; Platyhelminthes; Trematoda; Opisthorchiida; Opisthorchiidae
Exons: 19
Coding region: 91-3027 (978 amino acids)
Source: RefSeq, a predicted model, not a curated record
UUGAGAGAUUCGCAUACUGAUAUCACCGAAUCGGGAGAUAAGCUUUGUAGAGAUCACGCGACAGCGCGGAAACACAGUGCAGUGGAUGGUAUGUUUUCAUGGGAUCCAGGACAUAUCAGUCUUCGGCAGCAGCUGAGGAAGGCACACACACAAGCGGAGAACUUUCGAUCUGAUUUCGCCAGACUGAGUAACGAGCGGCGCGCCGAACAGAAUGAACUUGAAAGACUGAUAGACGAACUUCGAGGACAGCUUCAGGUGAUACACCAAACACGUGCUCGACUUGAGGAGUCCGAAAGCCGCGUUUCCAGAUUAACCAACGCAUUUGACCGUCUCAGUGGAAUGAUCAACGAAGUGAUCAGCGGUCAAAGCUUUGAGGAUCUCGAAGACCCGGUGCGAUUGGUUGAAAACGUGGGGAGUACAAUUAGGGCACUUAAGAGUACAAACGAAGUGCUCCUGCGCAAAACUGAGGGGCUAGAGAAACAGCUGAGAGCGUCAGAGGACAGACAUAGAAGUACGAUGGAACCUGUCCAGAAGGAACAUACGGAACAGCUAUCGGAACAACGAGACUCGGUGCAUAACGAAAUAUUGCACAGUGUCAAAAAGGCCGAAGCCUCAACGCUGGAAAGUGGAUCACUGAGCUCAGAGGCCACUAAAACCAAAGAUUCUUUUGAGGGGGAAAUGGACAGAAAGUCGGAAGAAAUCAAAAGAUUGCUGCAACUCGAGCGACAAGAUAAGUUGCCCAGACAACCACUUCAGAACGCGCUGGACAAAGCAGAACAAGCGGCCGUCCGACUACGAUGUGAACGUGAUUCGGCCGUCAGCCAACAGUCCGUUCUCAGUGCAAAGCUGGAGGCUGCAGAGACUUACAUGAAAGAAGUGGAGUUUCGCUGUUCCGAGCAGCUCAUGAUGCAGGAACGGUUAAAACGAAAGCUCAACGAAGCCCGACAACAGAAAGCGCGUCUCCUACGAGAAGUCGCCUCAUGUGUGACAGUUUUCGGUAACGUGCACGAAAUGCUUGUUCAACGAUUGCAAUUACCCAAGAACGAAUUAUCUGUGAGACCCCCGGUAGCUUUUACGAAAGCUUCGGAAAUCAGUAUGGUUACAGAACAACUGCUCUACCUGGCGACACAGUUAAAACUCAAAAAGUCAGAGGAAGAAAACCGAAACAGAGUUUACGAGGAACUUGAGCAGAAAAUCACCCCGAAGAAUGAUAUCUUGGAGGAACGAACCAGGCAAUCGGGUGAUAAUCGGAAACUCUUGGAUGAACAGAAAGCUGAUAUUGAUCGGAUCACUUUGGAACGAGACUAUUAUAUCGAGCUUUUGAAUGAGCAGACGGAAGAACUGUUGACAAUCAAGGCAGAUUAUCAACGUCAGUUGCGUGAGACUGCAAAAUUGGCCCGCACAAAAGAUCGCCUGGACGAGUUAACACAGCAAAUUCAGUUGCUCACAUGUGCGUCACCCAACGUCAAAGUGAUGCAUUCAUGUUGUACCGAGAUACCCAAACCAACGACCUUUACCAGAGAACGAAGCGCUUCGUGUUGCAACUGGACCACCUAUCAUCAUCUCAAUUCUUCAGAACACGGUUUGAAUUCUCAUACCGCCAGCAUCCCGGAUGAUGACAGGCGCUCCAGCUCAACUGCCUUGAACCAAGCGAAGGAGUCAGCCUCGCAACAAUUUCCGAAGAAGUUUCGUCCUGCUGCGGCCGAGAGUAUGGCGACCAGAAUGGCAAGUUUUUCGAGCAAACUUAAGGUUGCUCAGCGUGAUUUGACCAAGGCGGGGAAUUCUAUCCCGAACUUGUCGACUGAUAGAGAGUCGCAAACGGCGGGACUUUUUGGACAAAACACCGGUGUCUCACCAUCUCGGACACAAUCACAGGCUCGUCUGAAUGCAGUAGACGUUCAAAGCUUUGGUGCCGCGAAUGAAAGCGUGGGUCAACAAAACAUGUCAAACGUGCUUUCGCGAAUGACCAAACGGAAUCGUAUGCUGAUCAAGGAAUUGGAAGACCAGACUACUUCCCACACCAUGAACAUGACCACGUCUAAGGAUGAUCCUCAAACACUGAGUUCAGUCCCACUUGUUCCAUCUUCGGAGCAGGAUUCGACACAACAGACCAGAUUAUCACACCACUACAACUCAAAUAAUUCGCAGGUUGAAGAAAGUUCAAAAUCAAGCGCAGUUCGAUCAAACCCGUUGUUAAGCAAUGGAACUGAGGAUAGAAGAGAUGAUAUAGUUGCAGAUUUGCAGAAGGCAUUCCCCGGAGGUGACCGGCUCGAAUCGAACGUAAUGAAACGCCCAACGGACGAUAUGACUGAUCUGGGCCUGUCCACCACAGUGUCAUUGCCCUGGAGUAAUUCUCAGAACCUGGGAGAAACAGGUACAGGCACAAACUCAAUAAAUAAAGCCUACAACAGCGUAUGUUCUGAAAAAGGUUACUCGGAAAAUAAAGACAUGAUAACGACCAUCGUGGAACAUCCAGAGGAACAAGCCACAUCGAUACCGAUUUUACAGAAACUCACAGGAGAGAGAAGUCGUGGAAACGGUGUGGAUGAAAUCACCCUGGCGAAAAUUAAUGAAUACCGAAGUCGCCUGUACUUUGACUGUCCGGCGAUCCGAAGUGUGACACAUUCGAACUCCAUCGUAUCCCCUGCUCCGUUGGAUGUCACACGAGAUCCUCUACCUGUAUCACCCAUCGUGAAACCUUGGAGAAGUAGACUAAAAUUAAACCGGCUUCACGAAUCUCCGACAGUCACUUCAGUUGUGGACGGCUCUGUCACACCCAGUAACCUACCCGGACUAAGUGAAAGCCCGACUGACCCUGUCGUGCGCCUUUUCGCAGGUUCGUUUAUUGUCAUUAUGCUGUGCUGCGGCGAGGCUCAUUCGGCCAGUCCAAAAAUGUCCUUGGUGCGUGGAAGUGCGAUACGUUUGCCUUUGUACUUUUCAGGUGAUUGGGUUGGGUUUUCUGAAGGUUCGGCAGAUGGAAUUUCCGGUGCGAGCGUCCCACCGUUGGACAUUGUAGUGUCCCACUGA